Molecule: messenger RNA, 1864 nt
Organism: Brassica rapa (field mustard)
Lineage: Eukaryota; Viridiplantae; Streptophyta; Magnoliopsida; Brassicales; Brassicaceae
Product: probable GMP synthase [glutamine-hydrolyzing]
Biological process (GO): base-excision repair
Molecular function (GO): DNA-3-methyladenine glycosylase activity
Source: RefSeq, a predicted model, not a curated record
GAAGUGUGUGUGGGGUCCCUUUCGUGGCUAUUUUUCAACGUUAAGAGUAAAAUAUUCAUUUAACAAAAGCCUAUUAUGGCAAUUUCGUAAAUAUCACCUCAUCGAUUAAUUAAGACUUUUGUCUUGAUCCUGACAUGAUUACACGAGCAAACAUUCCUAAUCUGAGAAGCAUUAAUUAAACUGAUGAUUAUUAACACAAGCAACUUUACAGUAAGUAAUCAAGCCCCAUCGCAUUAUCGGGUCGUGUCGGGUGGGAAAAAAAAAACAGCAAACCAAAUGCUUACGUGUCAAGGAAUGAUUGGUAAACAAACUUUUCUUCUCGAUUCUUUGCUCUCAUUCUCUCCUCUUCUUCCAUUUUUGAUUCGCUUCGUCUUCGAUCAGAAAAAGCUCCCUCCUUUUAUUUUUCUGAAGUCAAAAGGGUUCUCUCGUCACAGUUCCAAGUCCUUCUCUGUGGUCUUACUUUCUUCUCUCGUGAACACCGUAAGCGUGGAUCGCUAGAUGAUUCUAAAAAAAGUUUCAUUAGCUGUAAAGUGUGUACCUUUCGUUAUUAAUCUCUCUGAAUCCAGCAAAGUUUGUAGCUUUCAGUGUUAGAUCUGUGAGCAUUCUUUCGUUUUUUUCGGUUUAGAAUCGGUUCAAUGUCGGUUCCACCUCGAUUCCGGUCUACCGAUUCCGGCGAAAGAGACUUCAGAUCGGUUCUCGGUCCGACCGGGAACAAGCUUCAGAGGAAACUACCGGGGAUGAAGCUGGAGAAUAAGAAGAAGACCACCACCACCAUCGAGUCAAAAGACGAGAAAACGAAGAAGAAGCCAGAUCCUCCUGCUUCACCAACGACGACUCUGAAGCAAUGCUCGUCUCUUUGCUCUUCUCUUCUGAGAAAGAACAGUGCCUCCAUGACUGCUUCUUACUCCUCUGACGCCUCCUCGUCUUGCGAGUCGUCGCAUUUGAGCGUGGCGUCUUCUUCCAGCUGUAAGAAGGCUGUGAGGCGAAGCGGGUCUGUCUCCUCCGUUGGUGCGUGUGCGAGAAGGAAGCAGGUUGAUGAGAAAGAUGAUAAAGUUGGUGCCAGUGGUGGUAGUAACGGUGAUUGCUUCGCUGAUGGUCGGAGAAGAUGUGCCUGGAUCACGCCUAAAGCUGACUCGAGUUAUGUUGCGUUCCACGACGAAGAAUGGGGAGUUCCUGUUCAUGACGACAAGAAGCUUUUCGAGUUAUUAUCUCUUUCUGGUGCUCUAUCCGAACUCUCUUGGACUGAUAUUCUCUCCAGAAGGCAAUUACUCAGGGAAGUUUUCAUGGACUUCGAUCCAGUUGCUGUUUCUGAACUGAACGAGAAGAAGGUAAUCUCUGCCAUUUCAUUACUGUCAGAGGUCAAGCUAAGGUCAAUCCUCGAUAACGCACGCCAAGUGCGCAAGAUUAUAGCUGAGUAUGGAUCGUUUAAGAAGUACAUGUGGAACUUUGUGAGCAACAAGCCUACACAGAGCCAGUUCAGGUAUCAAAGACAAGUCCCCGUGAAGACAUCGAAAGCUGAGUUUAUUAGCAAGGAUCUUGUACGUAGAGGCUUCCGCAGCGUGAGUCCAACGGUUAUUUACUCCUUCAUGCAAGCAGGUGGUCUUACAAACGACCAUCUCAUAGGCUGCUUCAGAUACCAAGACUGUUGCGUAGAUGCAGAGACAACAACCAAGGCCAAGAAGACAGAACGCGAGUGAUAAAAUAAAUUCUAAGUGCAAUUCUGAAAGCUAAUUGUCCUUGUUUUAGUAACCAUGUUUUUGCUUGCAAAGAUUAUUUGACACGACGAGUUUUUGCUACCGUAACGUGAAGUGUUCUUGUGUUAGCAUUGUAUAGAUGUUUUUGGUUAUUGGUUUUAUGCAUAGUA